ACAAACCUACAACCUUCCUGAACAAAAUAUGAAGCUUGCUCACAUCAAUGUCAUCAUUAUUUUCUGCAGCAGUUUCCUACUGAAAACAGGAGCACAACUUUCUUGCUCAAAUCAAUGUGGGAAAUCUCUGACCGACUGUUCUUGUCAAACAACCUGUGAGUCCCUGGGGAUCUGCUGCCCGGAUUACUGGGAAUUCUGCCUGAAUAUCUCUCCUUACUCAGGAACUCUGCUGGGUGGAAAAGAUUUUACUAUUUUAAAUGUGACCUUUGCUGCCACAGCUGAUGUGAAAUGCAGGUUUGAAGAGGAAAUUGUCACCAGUGGCUACAUCGCUGAAGAUGGACGCGCUCACUGCAUCUCCCCCUUGCUCUACCAGACUGGCAUGAUUAGCCUGGAGAUUUCCAGCGACGGUGGGCAAACCUUUCCCCGCUCAAGUGUGUGGUUCUCAGAUCACCACAGCAAAGUUGAGGCUUCAGAAAAAAGCGCCUUGGUGAAUGAAACGCAGUGGCAAUACUACGGCACUCCUGGGACUGGGGGGACUCUGACGAUGACAUGGAACAACCAGACCCUCGGAGUCAGCCAGGUCAACAUAGAGCUCUGGGGAUAUCAGGAGACAGGCGAGCCCUACUCUAAGAACUGGACUGCAGAAUGGAAGUAUCUGUACACUCUGAGAAAAGACUUCCCCAACACGGGCGUGUUCUCUUUCCUCCCAUCCCCCUCUGCCUCCCACAGUGCCUGGGAGCUGGGAGCCCUGAGGAUUACGUCAAAUGACUCUUUGGAGGGACAGAGCAACGUGGCAGCCAUCUGGAGCUCAGAGCACGCCUUGGCUUGGCACCUGGAGAAUGCCUUCAGGGAAGACUCCGUUGCCUGGGCAACUGCUAAGUGUCACACCUGGGAUGCCCAAGAGAUGCUCCUACCCAGUUUCCUGACAGAGAUUCUGGACUGUCCCUGCACUUUGGCACAGGCCAGGGCAGACACAGGUCGAUUCCACACAGAUUAUGGCUGUGACAUGGGAAAAGGAAGCAUUUGCACUUACCACCCCGGAGCAGUGCACUGCGUGAGGGGCAUUCAGGCCAGCCCAAGCUAUGCUGCUGGGCAGCAGUGCUGCUACGAUGUUACUGGAGUGCAGGUCCUCACUGGAGACUCUAGCGGGGGGAGCACACCUGAUCGUGGGCAUGACUGGGGGGCUCCUCCUUAUAAAAAGCCCCCCCGUGUCCCUGGCUUCUCCCAUUGGAUGUAUGAUGUCCUCAGUUUCUACUACUGUUGCUUGUGGUCUGACAAUUGCUCCGCCUACUUCAAGCACCGUCCCUCCAGUGACUGCAGGCAAUACCGCCCCCCAAGAGCAGCCUCUGCUUUUGGAGAUCCUCAUUUCAUCACAUUUGAUGGCACACGUUUCACAUUCAAUGGCCUUGGUGAAUACACCGUGUUGGAAUCGGACCUGACUUCCCUGCGAGUGCAGGGGAGAGCCCGCCCCGCAUCCCUGAAUGGAACGGAGGCAAAGGCAACGGGCUUCUCUGCUAUCGCUAUGCAGGAGAACAGCUCUGAUGUGGUUGAGAUGCGCCUUCUGGAACAUCCCUCGAGCACCUUGGAGGUGCUGUUGAAUCACCGGGCUCUCAACUUCUCUGAGCAAACGUGGAUGGACCUGAAAGGUCUCUUCCUCUAUGCUGUCCCUGGGACAAGUGCUACAGUGAUGUUCUCCUCAGGAGUGGGAGUAGAAGUGAAAGGAACUGGACGGAUGCUGAGCAUCACCAUUUUGCUGCCAGAGAUGUUCCUGAAUCAUACACGAGGUCUUUUUGGCGUCAUGAAUGGCAAUCCCCUGGAUGAUUUUACCCUCCGCAAUGGAACCGUCCUUCCUAGCAGCAGCACCUCUGAACAGCUGUUUGCCUUUGGUGCAGACUGGGCCAUUAGCAACACGACAUCACUUCUGACAUACGACACACAGUACUUGCUGCACGACUUUUUCCUUGGACCAAAGCACAAUGUCUCCUUUGAGCCGGUGUUUUCUCCCCCUGAGGACCCAACGGACCCCCUCGCAAAGGACAUGGCCUUGCUCUGCCAGUCAGACCCCUUGUGCAGGUUUGACGUCCUGACUACCAGAGACCUCGCAGUGGGAAACAGCACAAAAUGGUCUCACCAGAACUACAGGAGCCUCAAAGAGAAUCUGCAACCAGUGGUUUCAUGCGGCUGGCUGGAACUCCCCCCAAACGGCAGUAAAAACAGCACAAACUAUUUAGCAGGCUCAGUCAUCCAAUUCCGGUGCACUCCUGGCCACACCCUCUCUGGAUCAGCAGAAAGAGCAUGCCAACACAACGGGGAGUGGUCUGGUGGCCCCGCUACUUGCUUGCCAAGCACAGGAGCCAAGCGACAGCCUGCCUUGGCAGCCAUGCUUGGAGCCCUUGGCUUUGGGGCUCUUGCAGUCCUCCUGUUCUAACCUGGUCCUCACGUGAAGGAUGCUCAAGGAGUCCUGUAAGCCUCCCCUUGUGAAUGUGCUUUGGAAGGGGCAGCAUGGAACAUGUAGGCUGACCUGCUCUGUAUUUCUUGACAAUUUGAUGAAGCUUAAAUUGUGAUUUCAGUUGAGUAACUCAUUUCAAACAGUAAUACUUGCGCCAGUGACA
This is a messenger RNA of Heteronotia binoei (common prickly gecko), 2612 nucleotides long. RefSeq names its product sushi domain containing 2 (gene SUSD2). The transcript is spliced from 14 exons. The coding region runs from base 29 to 2428 and encodes 799 amino acids. Lineage: Eukaryota; Metazoa; Chordata; Lepidosauria; Squamata; Gekkonidae. The record is from RefSeq and is a predicted model, not a curated record.